CACGUAGGUACGUCAUCAAAUUAGUGAAUCACGAUGCAUUUAAUUAAAAUAAAAGUAUAGCCUUCUUUACACCUAGCUUCUUUAUGGUUCAAUGUUUUCAAUGAACUUUAUUUUAAUUGUAGAAGCCAGAAACGCAAGUUGAAACGCAAAAAUUGAAAUGUUAAACGGUACUUGCGUUGCGUGCUUGAUGUAAAUACGUUACAUUGUUCACCUUGUUGCGUCUUGCGUUUCUUUCGGCAUUUGUAAACCCACCCUAUACGAAUUUGCUGUGUUCAAGUAAAAAAAAAUGUAAUAAAUAUAAUAUCGGUGUCGGAAUUGCGGUGUUUGCCUUGUCAGUCGUUUAUAUAAAUGUUGGGAUACCUGGCUCUGUAUUUAGAUUAUAAUUUGUAAUGUCAAGAUUGUAAAUUAUAAAUGUUUUAUAGGGAGCUGCGAGUACGUCGUUUUGAAAUGUAAGAUAAGGAAUUAACGGUUAUCGACUGACAUACUGGUGAUGAGCUGGUAUAAGCUCCGCCAAUUCUGAAUUAUUUUACUUAGUGUCAAUUAAUUUCUUUUUUUAAAUUACUCGUAAAUUGCUGCGCUCAAGCCACAUAUCACAUACACGCACGUACGAAUUUUUUGUGUCAAGAUCGUCAAUGACUUGUUAAAUUGAAAAAAGGAGCUACUGUUUUUUGUCAGUGUAACACCACACCAUAAGGGUGUAAUGACGUUUUUGUUUUAAACUAUUUCAGUAAUUAUAUAUUAGUAUUAAAAAACAUGGAUUCGGUUAACAUAAGGAAACUCUAUCAGUGGAAAAAUGCUUGUCGAUUAUGUUUAUUAGAGGACGGCAUUAAACUACCAAUUUUCGAAGAAGAAGGAAAACUAAGGCAGGUGUCACUAAAGAUAAAGUCUUGUUUUCCUCUUGUGAUUUAUGAAACGGAUCCACUGCCGAAAAUGAUUUGCCACAAAUGCUUGUUUAAACUGGAGACAGUCUUCGAAUUUCGCUCUAAAUGUAUGGAUGUAAACAGUAUUCUGCUAAAGCAUCUUGAAUCUCAUAUCGAUAAUGUUGAUGUUCAGAAGUAUUGGACAGCUGUAAAGGAAAGUUUGAGAUCUGAAGAGUCAUCUAAAGAAUGUGUGGGGAAAAAACAAAGCAGCGUUAAAAACCACUGCAUAUCGAAUCCUGACGAUGGAUUCAAGCCCAUCAUUGUGCAAACUGCCAAGCAUGUGACGAGACCCAGUGGCGACGGGUCACCGACGGCUACGGAACACGGCACGAGGACGGUCCAGAGCGAGCCGACGAUCGGGGCGCGUGACGUGAGGGUGACUCGCUCAGGGAACGUGAGCGGGGGCAUCGCCGGCGCCACCGUGUUCCAGGAGGUGUUCCUGGACGAGGCUGGGUCCGAGGGCUUCCUCCCCGAGCAGCCGGACGGAGACUGCGUGCAGGACGUGCUGGUCUCGAGUGACAGCAGCGCUGCACAGAAAAGGAAGAAAGGCGUGGAGGAAGCGCCUCUCAUUUUGACAGUGGAGACGAUCAAGAAAGAGCCUGGGUCAGGGGAAGAACAUUCACCCUUAUCGCCUCCUGCAGCGAGAACAACGGCUGCCCAACCAAUUUGCGUACCUGCUGUGACGUCUCCCUCGCCUGAGGACCCGGGCAGCCAAAACAUUGAUUCAACUCCUGUCAAGCUGAGAAGAUUUGUGUGCAAGACGUGCAAUUUCAAAAGUGCAAACAAACUAAAGAUGAAAGAACACCUGUGCGCAUUCCCAACGACACUAUCUUGUGCUCUCUGUGCAAGGUACUUCUACAGCAAAGCAUCGCUAGCAAAACACAAGCUACGUGGAACGUGCACGAAAGGUUUUAAAAAAUGCCCUCGAUGCAGCAACCAGUUCAAGACUUUGGAAGAGCUUGCGAGGCACCAGACCGUACAUUUCAAAGUGAUAGCCUGUACCAAAGAGGAAGACCUCCAUCCCUGCGACUGUGGCAUGAGGUUUGUUUGCAAGCUCAUGCUGGCGUCUCACAGGUUAGCGCAACACAAAGACUCUGAUGUUAAGGACUGUGAUAAAAAUGUUGAGCUCAAGUGUGAAGUGUGUGCAAGAGUUUUCAAUAAUUACCGUGGUCAUAACAACCACAUGCGUGUUCACAGUUUAAGUGAAAAACUUCUGAAAGCUAAGAAUGAUGUGAAAUCGUACAGUCGGCUGAAGGGUUCAAAUAUGGAGAAGAAUAGAUUAACUGAUGUAGUUAUCAGGUGUGAAGAUUGCUCUCGUGUUUUUUUUAAACGUAGUUCAUAUGUCAACCACAUUAAAAUUCAUGAAAUGCAACGGGAAGGUGAGUCACGUGAUGGAUGGAAGUCUAGUUCGACAGGCAGUAACAGCAAAUUUCGUCGUCGCAAGUGCAAGCAGUGCGGUGCGGUGCUCAGUUCGAGGUCGGCAUGGCUGAACCACGUUCGACGGCACGUCACGAAGAGCAAAAUCAACGUGGUUCGCACAGAGAACGAAUCAGAGAUUCCAUCGGCCCGCCCGAUCAUCGGCAUUUUCCAGUGCUCCACUUGCGGCAAGUCGUUCAGCUCGAAAUCGGCGAAGAUGCAUCAUCAGAUCUCCCACGAGAUGGGGAAUCGCAAGUGCUUCACGUGUGAGAUCUGCCACAGGAAGCUGAUGACCAAGGAAGGACAUGUGCUUCACAUGGAGGCUCACCACAAAGUGCAUUGUGACACUUGCCACAAGUAUUUUGAAAGUGAUGAGGCACUCAGAACCCAUGUGUGCGGCGUUGGCGGCAACGGCAUCUUGCAGUUCCAGUGCCCUUCAUGCCCGGCUGUGUUCUCUACGCGAAACGGUGUUAGUGGUCACUUGAACACCCACAAAAAAAGGGGGGUGACUUUAGAUCAGUGUCCCGCCCAAGAUGAAGUCAGUAUUCAACCAUUACAUGAAGAUCUUCCCACCUCUUAUAAUGAAAAUAAUGAAGUUCAACCGGUGCAGGUAGGUAAGUUGAAUGAGAAGCAGGUACUUUACAAACUGAAAAAUGGAUACAAGUGUGGCAUCUGUGCAAAAAUCACUGUUACUUUGCAUGGAGGUAAAGCGCACAUGAAAUCACAUUCAGUGCAAAGUAAAAAGAAAAAUAGAAAUUUCAAGUGUCCUUUUUGCUCUAGUAGCUUUGCCUCUGUAAGUGCUACUAAUGUUCACAUUGCUACAAACCAUCCUGAUACCAGUGUGCAGUAAUAUGGUUUGUUUUUCUCUGUAAAAAUAUGCAUUUAAAUGUUUUUUUUUCUGUGGGUGUUUCAAGAGAAAGAGUUCCCACAUACUGCUCAGUAAAAUAUUAAAAAUCAUUGUAGUGAAUUAUAGUAUCAUAAUGUGAAGUUAUUUCAGUAUGACUGUGUUCAUACAUAAGUGACUGAACAUACUGAAAAGCUUUUAUCAUCAUUGUAAUGAACCGGAGUAGACACUGGCAUAAAUAUUGUUAUCAAUAAUUGUGAACCUAAGGGAGCUGUGUGCUGUCCAUUUAUUAUACUUAUUCUUUGUAAGUAAAAAAAACAUUAAUUACCAUCUUUGUACAAGUUUUUUUCUCAUUUUUAAAAAAAUAUACGUAUGUUUAAAAGUGUGAA
This is a messenger RNA of Bacillus rossius redtenbacheri, 3569 nucleotides long. RefSeq names its product zinc finger protein ZFMSA12A-like. Gene Ontology annotation, biological process: regulation of DNA-templated transcription. Gene Ontology annotation, cellular component: nucleus. The record is from RefSeq and is a predicted model, not a curated record. The transcript has 4 exons. Gene Ontology annotation, molecular function: RNA polymerase II cis-regulatory region sequence-specific DNA binding; DNA-binding transcription factor activity, RNA polymerase II-specific; zinc ion binding. NCBI's taxonomy places the organism in Eukaryota, Metazoa, Arthropoda, Insecta, Phasmatodea, Bacillidae. Bases 754 to 3186 code for a protein of 810 amino acids.